CCCCGCAUCCGUAUCUCGGAACCAGCCAUGCCUACUGGGUGCUUUUCACCUCAUCCAGGGACGCACCCCGUCUCUGCCAUCUCACCCCGAUCACCUUGCCGCCCCCAAACUUCGCCAUCUCCGCGUAUGAGGAAGCUGAUGCUGACCCUGCCGCUUGCUGGACACAUGGUCCGGACGAAUUGCCAACGCAGGCACAGCUGGCAUCCCGGCGUCUUGCAGUGUAGCCAUCCACAAUGCGGCCAGCGCAGUGUGAGUCUGGAGGCUCUCGACCCUGUGGAGAUGGAGAAGGUUCAAUGCGGCAGUCUGAAAAAGCGAGACCCUCGCCGCGCCCCCAUCACCGAUUACACCGAGGAUCUGGAGUCCCUGCUGUCACUCAAUGAGGAGGAGGAGGAGUCAGGCUCACAGGUCUUCUCUUUCCAGGAGGUGAAGUCUCCUCUGCAGAAAUACAGUAUGUCCGUCCCGUCUCUUUGCAUCACGCCGUGUGAACCAGGUCCCUCUCUCACCAAGCAGCGUCCUCACUCUCACGCCCAAGCACAUUCUUCCCUUUCCUCUCUACUUGGAGGAUCUACACAGAGUCUCCAGGUUGAUGCAGAGCUCAGUGGUGAGCUUUGGGACAGCGAAGAGACGACGGAGGGCCAGGGGGUUCAAAACAAGGAGAGCGAGAAGCCGAACGGCCUGCGCUCGCUGGUUCGGAGUCUCAGCUUCUUGGGAAAGAUGGCGAAGAAUAUCAAGAACAAAGAGAAGGAGCGCAUGAAGGAGCGGGAGAAGGAAGCGCGCGAGAGGGAGGCGCGCUACAGCAACGGCCACCUGUUCACCUCUCUGACCGUGUCGGCCACCACGCUCUGCUCGGCCUGCAACAAGAGCAUCACGGCCAAGGAGGCGCUCAGCUGUCCCACUUGCAACGUCACUAUCCACAACCGAUGCCGAGACACGCUGGCCAACUGCGCUAAAAUGAAGCAGAAGCAGCAGAAGUUGGGAGCGAGAAACAGUUCAGCUCUUCAGAAUGUGGCUCUCCGCACCAAAACUCCCAUCAUCAAGGAGAGGCCGAGCUCGGCCAUCUACCCCUCCGACAGCCUGCGCCAGUCUCUCCUCGGGUCCCGGCGAGGACGUUCCACCCUGUCUCUCAGCAAGAGCGUCUCCACCAACAACAUCGCAGGAAAUCUGAACGACGACUCUCCACUGGGUUUGAGACGAAUCCUGUCUCAGUCCACGGACUCGCUGAACUUCAGGAACAGAGCCAUGUCCAUGGAGUCUCUGAAUGAUGACGGAGAGGUGUAUUACGCCUCCAUGCUGGAGGAGCUGGAGAGGGAGGGCCGGGACUUCGUGGCAGACUCGUGGAGUUUGGCGGUGGACGCGUCUUAUCUGCAGACUCACCGCAAAGACGUCAUCAAGAGGCAGGACGUCAUCUACGAGCUGAUCCAGACCGAGCUUCACCACGUGCGAACGCUGCGCAUCAUGGAGGGCGUGUUCCGGCGCGGCAUGCUCGAGGAGGUGAUGCUCGAGCCGGGCGUAGCGCACGCCGUCUUUCCGUGCCUCGACCAGCUGGUGGCGCUGCACUCCCGCUUCGUCAGCCAGCUCCUAAGCCGACGGAACCACAGCCUGGCGCCGGGGAGCGCCAAGAACUUCACCAUCCAGCAGCUCGGGGACGUCCUGGUAGAGCAGUUUUCAGGCCAGAACGCAGACGAGAUGCUCAAGUGUUACGCCGAGUUCUGCAGCCGCCACCUGAAAGCCGUGAAGCUCUACAAGGAGCUGCUGGCACGCGACAAACGCUUCCAAAACUUCAUCCGGCGAGUGAGUAGAGGGUCACUCCUUCGUCGCCACGGAGUCCAAGAAUGCAUCCUGCUGGUCACACAGCGCAUCACCAAGUACCCAGUGCUGAUCCAGCGCAUCCUUGAUAACACAAAAGGUAGCGAGGAGGAAGCCGAGUCUCUGACGCAGGCGCUGGUUCUGAUCCGUGAGCUCCUCAGUUCUGUGGAUCAGCAGGUCCAGGAGCUGGAGCUGACUCAGAAGCUGCAGGAGAUCCGGGCUCGCCUGGACCCUCGCGCCGAGACCGAGGUGAGGGGCGGAGGGGUGUUCCGAGGGGGAGAACUGCUCCGGAGAAGACUCCUCCACGAGGGAACGCUGCUGUUAAAAACCGCACAGGGGUCCAGACUCAAAGACGUCCAGGUCCUGCUGAUGACGGACAUCCUGGUGUUCAUGCAGGAAAAAGACCAGAAAUAUUUUUUCCCCUGUCUGGACAAGCCUUCGGUCCUGUCGCUCCAGAACCUGAUCGUCAGAGAUAUAGCCAAUCAGGAGCGAGGGAUGUUCCUCAUCAGUGACUCCACCCCUCCGGAGAUGUACGAGCUGCACGGCGCUUCCAAGGAAGAUCGGAACAACUGGAUGAAAAUCAUCCAGCAGGCCGUGAGCAGAUGUCCCUCCAGAGAAGAUUUUCCUCUGAUCGAGACGGAGGACAAAGCUCUCAUGCGUAGACUCAGAGCUGAUAUUCAGCAGAAGGACCGUGAAGUCCUUGAACUACUACAGGAGCGCGUGACCCUGUUUUCAGACCUGGCAGAGGUCACUGGAGGUCAAGAAAUCACGAUGCCCACCAGCUCUCGGAACGUCUUCAGAGCCGACACGCCGCACGCACCGCAGGCUGAGAAACUCCUCAACAACGCCAUUGCUGAAGUGGACAGAUUAAGCGAACUGCUUCUCGGCUCCAGCGUCGAACUUCCUCAUUCCUGCAGUACCAACACUGACCAGAACCACACGGAGGCGCCAGUGAGCAACGGAGAGACGAUUUCGGUAAACGGAAGUCACGAAGGGAACAGUACGUCACAAAAAGACAGAAACGGAAACCAGCUGCAGGACAGAACUUCCAAUGAGGAAGUUUGCCAAAGACUCGUAAACCUCAGCACGCAUCUCCACGCACUACAGGCAGCAGUUAUCAGACAGGACUCCAUCCUGGAGCUGUGCAUGCGAGACGGCUCUACCUCCACCUCCUGCUCCACGCCGACCACCUCCACCCCCAGCCCUCUCGGCUCCGCCCCCCUGCGUCUGAGCCGCUCGCUGUCGGGUAACGCCCUGAUGGAUGGUGUGGUGCCCGGGGCGGGCACCGAUCAGGCCUUGCUGCAGAGACACUACACCCUUAUGCAUGAGGAGGUGUGUCGCCUGCGCCCGCUCGAGGCACGGCUGAGGGAAAGCGAACGGGCGAGGGCGCAGGUGGAGGCGCAGAUGAGAGAGCUGCAGGGCACGCACAGACGAGACAGCACGGACUCAACAAGCUCACAGCGGAGAGGAAGUGACGGGGGCCACAUCCCCCUCGCCCCGCUGGCCUGUCAGGAACCGGACCAGUUAGACGGCGUUCAGGAGGGAAGUGAGGAAGAAGACUCCGAAGAGGAGGAAGAAGUGCGGAUUUCGCCACGCUCGGACAGUCCCAGAGAUCUGCAGGACAUCCCAGAGGAGAGCGAGUGUAUAAGCGAAGCUCCGGACGGUGACUCCAGUCACAGUUAACAUCAGGUCCAGUCCGAAUGCCCCGCAUACGAAAACGCUACACGACGCCUCCGCUCAAGGAGACGAGAAAAAAAAAAACUUUCUCAGGCUUCUCAAGGACGAGAUUUUCGAAGCGAAGCGGAGAAAGAAGGAUUCUAAGGACUUUGUCUUUUGCCUUUAUACUCAUGGACUCGAGCAACAUUUGUCUUAAUAAUAAUUUAUCUCAGAAUAACCUCUCCUAUCAUGAACUGUAGCCUACGACUGCCUGCCUUUCUUUAGGGUCUCCAAGCACUAAGUGCACGGAACACUCUUGUUUAUAAUAAUUUUUACUGUUUAGUAGAAAUGACUGAAGUUUAAAAAAAAAAAAAAAAGAAAGAAGAAAUAGAUAAGAUGGAUGGAAUCAUGAUGAAAUCAUGUACUGUAUGUUCAUCAUUUAUAAACGUGAAACCAUGCACAAACAUGGACAUCGUAAAAUAAUUUAUAGAAGUCGUUAAAUAAAUAAAAAAAGACGUUUUAGGCAAAAUUUUUAUACUUUUAUAUGCAAAAGCUUUUCAGCUCUGUGGAUGUUUUCAAGAAUGUGAAGUUUAGAGAAGUUCACAAAUAUGACUGACCCAUAAUCGAAGGAAGAAAAAAAAACAAUAAUAAUAAUAAUAAUAAUAUUUAAUAAAAGGAGACCAAAGUUCGUUCGGCAGUUAGUGAUGGAAAUCAUAAAUUAUACGCUCUUCUAUAGAUUAGACGACAGUGAUCAUGUUUAGUACGUUUUUUUGGUAAUGCAUGUAAACAUCAGAUAUACACACUCUCUCUUACUCUCCCCUUCCUCUCCCUUCCUCCCCCCAAGACACAAGAAGUGUUAUGAUCCAUCAGCCCAUAAUCAACAUUUUAAUCCACUUCAUCCUGCGUCGUUGUUCUGAAGUAGACGGACUAGCUGAAACUCAUUACUGGUCAAUGAAGGGUUUUUUCUGUACUUUGUGUAUAUUAUGUAUCUGUAUAAAUAUUUGGAAUGUUUUGGAAAAAAGGGCAAAAAGCUCAAAAGAAUGACCUUGUAUCUUAGUGUAAACCUUGUAUCUUUUUUUUUUUAAAGACUUUUAUGUUGUAAUUUUAUUGUUUUUAUUACUUGAACUUACCUGCUUGUUGGCAUUGUGCUGUUAAAAUAUACUGUAGGAUUUACCAAA
This is a messenger RNA of Clarias gariepinus (North African catfish), 4640 nucleotides long. It is a transcript of the gene arhgef2b, whose product is annotated as rho/rac guanine nucleotide exchange factor (GEF) 2. Gene Ontology annotation, molecular function: microtubule binding; guanyl-nucleotide exchange factor activity. Bases 28 to 3489 code for a protein of 1153 amino acids. Gene Ontology annotation, cellular component: ruffle membrane; cytoskeleton. Lineage: Eukaryota; Metazoa; Chordata; Actinopteri; Siluriformes; Clariidae. Gene Ontology annotation, biological process: cell morphogenesis; actin filament organization; positive regulation of neuron differentiation. The transcript has 26 exons. The record is from RefSeq and is a predicted model, not a curated record.